CACCUUCAACAACGUGUGGAAUCAGAAUGGAAGGUUGAAGUUGGUUGUUACUACUUUAUUUUUCGUAGUAGUGUUUACAAGUGGUGUGUGGCGCGGCGGAUCAGCUGAUGACGCAAGGCAGUGAGUGAGCGAGUGAGGGCGGUGGAACUCUAGCAGAGGUAAACAGCCGCCCGGACACUACGGACAUAGCAUUCUUUACUCCCAUACCAGGCCGGGGAUUACAUCUGGCCGGUGUCCACUCUUCGUAUAAACCGUCCUCUCUCUUUCAAGCUUGACAGAAUAGACUGAAAUAUAAAGAAAAGUAGAGGAGUGCCAAAAAAAGGAGGAUGACAACUGGCGGGAGGGUGGUGCUGGUGGCGGCGGUGUUGGUAGUGGGCGUAUUGCUGCAGCCGUGUUGGGCGAGCUUCUUCGGCAGCGGCAAAGUUAACACCAAGAGGGACACUGCUGCUGGAGAGAGGUGUUUCUGCCAGCUGAAGGGUGCUAUUGAUGACUGUUCGUGUUCAGUGGAGACGAUAGACAGUUUCAACAAUCUGAAGAUAUACCCACGACUCAACAGUCUCCUGCAGCAGGUCUUCUUUAGGUACUGGAAGGUAAACCUGAACAAGAAGUGUCCAUUCUGGGAGGAUAACAGUCAGUGUGCCAUUCGUUACUGCAGUGUUCAGCCGUGCACUGAUCAAGAAGACAUUUCAUCAUCUGAGAAGCAUGAAAUCCCUCAAAGCUCGUCCAAUAACCUUUCAAGACUGAUAGAAAACUUUGUUGAAGGUGCAAAGUCAUGUGAGAAGGUUCCUGAAGGCCUCAAGGGAAGAGCCGUAGAGCCAGAGAAGUCCCAGAAGGAGGUGAAAUCCCUAGGCAGUGGAGGCUGUGAUGAUGAGAAUGACUUGGGCUUUCUCAACACAACACUCAGCAAGGAAUCUAUGGAUGACUUUGUGAAGUGGGCAGCCCAUGACAGCUUCUGUUACAUUGAUGACGAUGACUCUGAGGGCAGCGAGUAUGUGGACCUGUUGCUGAACCCAGAGCGCUACACAGGCUAUGCUGGUCCAUCUGCCCACCGCAUCUGGAGGUCCAUUUACCAGGAAAAUUGUUUCAAGCCAUCCAGGAAUCUAGGACCAUAUGCUGACUUCAGUAACAUUGGAGCUGAUGAGUUCCUGCAGGACAUGUGCCUGGAGAAACGUGCAUUUUACCGAGCUGUUUCUGGUCUUCACAGCAGCAUCAACAUUCACUUGUCUGCUCGAUAUCUGCUCUCAGACCAGAAUGGGUUUGAUGUAUCUGCUGAAGGCAUUUGGGGACCCAAUGUGGAGGAGUUCCAGCGCAGAUUUGACCCAGAGCUGACAGGUGGCGAGGGACCCAAGCGUCUCAAGAACCUCUACUUCCUGUAUUUACUUGAGCUGAGAGCUCUUGCCAAAGCAGCACCAUAUUUGCAAACUCAAGAAUUCUACACCGGCAGUGAAGAAGACGACAGGGAUGUCAAAAAGGCCGUCACAGACCUGCUCUCCAUUGUGAAGAGCUUUCCUGACCACUUCAACGAGCACUCAAUGUUCACGGGGGGACUCCAGGCAGCCAAGCUCAAGGAGGAGUUCCGAGAGCACUUCCGUAACAUCAGCAGGAUCAUGGACUGUGUGGGGUGUGACAAGUGUCGUCUUUGGGGCAAACUCCAGAUCACUGGGUUAGGGACAGCACUGAAGAUCUUGUUCUCAGGCAACUUUGACCACCCAGUUGACCAGCAGCUCAACCUGUCAGCAGUGAGACAGACUAACUUCCAACUGUCAAGAGAGGAAGUUGUUGCUCUAUUCAAUGGAUUUGGAAGGCUAAGCCGCAGCAUUCUGGAGUUGGAGAAUUUCCGGCAGAAAAGUCAAAGAUAAUAAAGGAAGGAAUGGUGCUGAAGAGGAGCUCAUUCUGUGAUAUUUAUUGUACUUCCUGUUCUUGGUUACAAAUAUUACUGAUUGAUCCACCAACAUCUUCUGGGCCUGCUGAUGGUUCAGGUGUACCUUGUCCUACUGUGUACACUGAGGGAAGAUACCCAUUAGGAAGUACGUACACACACACACACACACACACACACACACACACACACACACACACACACACACACACACACACAUAUUGGUACUUUAGGCUUUUAUAACUAGACUGGCAUACCAAGUGAAUGCUGUUGGCAGUACAAGAGGUUAAUUAAUCAAGCACUGUAUGGUUGUAAUCAUCAAUGAUGUAUGUUAAAGACUUCACCUAGUCCUUCAUAGGGAAUAGUGUACUGUAGGUGUUUUAUUGUGACAGUUGGAUAAAGGGAAAAAAAAAUAUCCUGUGUGACUUAUUAUGCAUUUUACAUUUUAGCUUUGAAAAAUAGAAGUUACAGAUUUCUUACUGCAGGUUUCAUGUACUGCAGACUGUUAAAGCUUGUAGGAGCUUAGAAAAUUAAGCUGGGUUCAGUUUUACUGUGUAUGUUUAUUUCAAGGAUGUAGGUGUCAAACUUUUGUUUUUGUUUUUGUUUUUGACAUUGUUGAAGUUGCAAGAUUUUGUUGCUUUAGAUAUUUAUUUAAGAAUUAUUUGUUGAUGGUGUCUGUCUGUUAUUAUUUUUAAGUAUUCUCUUGGAUUAUAUUUUUAAUGAUCUAAUACUGUAAUGUUCAGUAACACUACUUAGAUUAUUGUCUGAUUGAUCAUCUUUGUCAUAAAAAACACAUUCAUCAUCAUAUAUUGAACCUCUCUCUCUCUCUCUCUCUCUCUCUCUCUCUCUCUCUCUCUCUCUCUCUCUCUCUCUCUCUCUCUCUCUCUCUCUCAUCCUUGACAUGCUUAUGUUAGCUUGGCAUAUGUAACUAAUGCUUGAUAUUUCAUUACCAUUUAUUUAUUCCAUUGAUAUUCUCUUCAUGGUAUUGUGUUAUAGAUGCAAACCAGUAAAAGGUGGAUCAGCCACCUAGAUAGAAUGGCAGAAGGUUAAAUGGCUAGUGAAGUAUGUAUGAGUGUGGUAGAGGAAGACAUAGUGAAAUACAAGGACCAUGUAGGUGUACAUGAGAAGAAAGAAUGAGAGGACUACAUUAAAUAUACAAGGAAGAAAUCUCUGACACUUAUAAAGUAUGACAUGGAGGAAGGAAGAGUGAGCAGAGCAUGAUGGAUUUAUUCCUCUGUAACUUUGAGGAACUUGACAACUUAGGAUUGACUAACUAUCUCUUACCCCAGCUUAUACUGUGAAUGGAAUAUUUGCAGUCUUACUGAAAGUGGCAACUAUGAGCAUCCCUGAUAUUCUAGUCUUAGUGCAACUUGGCUCAAUACAUACAUAUAUCAGUAUACCUAUAUACCAGACCAACAAUUGCACAUUGGAUGGCCCAGACAGACCACGACACAUUCAUACACACUUCAUUCAUACUCUUAUCCCUGUUUGCCUUUGGAGCAAGAGACAGUCACAGUCUCAUUGACCAUCUUACUACACUGCAGGAGGCUAAGCAUAGCAAUACAUAAAAAAUAUCAUAUAAUCAUUACAUCUAAAAGUUGCACCAUUACUUGCUAUUUCAUCAGGAAUAGGCAUGCUCCUCUACUUGCCAGUGAAGUGGUAUGAAGGCCACCGUCCACCAAGGCUGUUCUUGCACAGUAUAUAUAUAAAAAAAUAAAUAAAUAAAAAAAAAAAUUAGCAAGAAAUAAUAAAUAACCAAUGGUGCACUAAUAUUAAUAACUCCUGUGUAAUACUAUAUUUCUCAGCCAUUUUUGUAUUUGUAUACUUUGCUCCAAUCAUAAUCAUGUGUAAGAUUUUUGUUUCAUGAUUUCCAUACACAGUUAUUUUCUCAUCACAAAUAUGCAGUUCCUUGAAGCUUUAGCUUCCUCACAGUAAUACACUUGAAAUACAUACAGCACUUGUGUGCGUGCAUCACGACCAAACCAUCUCAUCUGCAACAUUUCAUUUCCAUUGAUUUGCAUUAUCAUUUACUACUGUAACUUGCAGUGUAGCAAUCACCAUGCUCAUUACUUGCAUCUUCACAUGUGUGCAGUCUUUUCAAGCUAGAGGAUUGAAGUUAGUUUGCUGAUUGCAUGCAUUCCCUCUAUACAGAUAGGAAUUAGUUUCUGUACUGUACAAGUUGUACAAUUCUUGUCUCACUUGCCUCUUCUUUGCUUGGUGCUGUGCAAAAGUUCUACCAAUUCUAAAAGUGGUAGAAUCUGUAAUAACUCCAGCUUCUACUUGUAGCUGGACCUCAAGACGAGUCAGUUUACUAAAGAUAUUUUGUAUCUUUCAGAUUAUGGAUAAGUAAAUACCAAAUCUGUGCUAGUAUUAUAGGACAUAAUGAAUUGUAAGAAUAUCACAUAAACCUUUCUCUAGCAUUUCAUCAUACUGAAAAAUUUUACCUAGUAACUUAGUAUGAUAACAAACUAAAUUUACAUGUAAAAUAAUUGUUAUAGAUUUUCAUGCAACAAAUGUUUACUUAAUUUUAUUUGGAUGUAAUUUUUCGAAUUGCUGUGGAUAUUUUCAUUUACUUUUAUUGGAGAAAUGAGAAAAAGAAAAUUCGAGUAGCAGACAAUGUGAAUGUUGUCUUAGCACUCAUUAAGUUUUUGCAGAAUAUAGACACAUGGUUGACAUGUAAUUCACACCAGCAUAUGUCUACUUAUGACUCGCCCAACUUUAGAACACUUCCAAUACAAAAUUGAUUGCAAACAUCACCUUUAGAUGUCUACAAAACACAAACAUGAUUUCUGCAGUGUUCUGUUUACCUGCAACACUGACUGACCCCGAGUCUUGUGGAAUCCUAGCUUGUGGCCAAUGGCCAUUGCCAGUUUCUUGGUUGGUGCAAGCUUUGCCUAAUAAGAUGUCUACAUACAUUACAGCUGUUUUGAAGCAUGUGGAUGUUGUCUGUUGCAUGAGUAAAGUUUAUGUUGCAGCAAGCAGAAUUUUUCUAUGGACAGUCCCCAUGUAUCUUCAGUUGCAACCUUUAAACUGAUUUUGAAAAUCUUUAUAAAUACACGUGCUGAAUACAGAAAUAAGAUUAGCAUAGUAUUUUGUCUAACAUUCUUCUCACAAAGAACUGUAUCCUUAUGGCUGCUGGCAUCAGCAGGUCAUUUUUGUGUCCUUAACUGUACAGUGACUGCAAACAUUGCAAGCCUCAUUAUUCCUUACUAUUAUCUGUUCAAAUGAAGAACCACCGUAAAUUCUUGUGCAUGAUUAGUUUUACAUGUGGAUAUAUCUUCCCACUUUUCUUUCAUGUGCAUAUUUUAUGAUUAUUGAUUGUGUGAUUAACAAUACGUUUGACUGAUGAGCACUGCGUGGAAAGGGACAUGGUUGGUCUAUGAAUUUGACUCUGCAUGACCAUUUACUAUAAUGAGCACAUGUACUGUACAGGAGAAACUGAUGCCACAACUCACCUAGUUACAGCAUCUUGAGAAGAGUAUGCACAGAUAUCUCACACAACUAGCUACUUCACAUCAAACGUAGUAUAUCUGCAUGUAACUGUGGCUUCUGUCAGUCAUGGAUGGCUCUUUGCUUUUCCAAAGGGCCAGUGACUGUUCCUCCUCCAAAUCUAUUUAUGCAACAGAAACUGAGUUUGAUAACCAUUUACAGGCUUUCUAAUGGGAAUAUUUUUCACAGACAAGUAGCUUGUGUAUGUAUCCAGUUUGUUAAUGAAAGCAAACAACUGAAGACUUUGUACUUUGAAAAAAAAAAAAAAUUAGUGAAACUAAAACAAAAUCAAUUGAUUAA
This is a messenger RNA of Portunus trituberculatus (swimming crab), 5668 nucleotides long. RefSeq names its product ero1-like protein (gene Ero1L). Lineage: Eukaryota; Metazoa; Arthropoda; Malacostraca; Decapoda; Portunidae. Bases 327 to 1859 code for a protein of 510 amino acids. Gene Ontology annotation, cellular component: endoplasmic reticulum membrane; endoplasmic reticulum. The transcript is spliced from 15 exons. Gene Ontology annotation, molecular function: FAD binding; thiol oxidase activity; protein-disulfide reductase activity. Gene Ontology annotation, biological process: protein folding in endoplasmic reticulum. The record is from RefSeq and is a predicted model, not a curated record.